AUGUCUUUAAAGCGUAUUACAAAGGAACUUAACGAUUUGGGAAGAGACCCACCCACUUCCUGUUCGGCUGGUCCCGUGGGCGAUGAUCUCUACCACUGGCAAGCCUCCAUCAUGGGUCCUCCAGACUCUCCCUAUGCCGGCGGUGUUUUCUUCCUUUCGAUACAUUUCCCAACGGACUAUCCGUUCAAACCUCCAAAGAUCUCCUUCACCACCAAAAUAUACCAUCCUAACAUCAAUGCCAACGGUAACAUUUGUCUGGACAUUCUGAAGGAUCAAUGGUCUCCAGCGCUGACUAUCUCCAAGGUCUUGCUAUCCAUCUGUUCUUUACUCACAGACGCAAAUCCCGACGAUCCUUUGGUUCCAGAGAUUGCGCACAUUUACAAGACCGAUAGAGCCAAGUACGAAGCAACCGCCAAGGAGUGGACCAAGAAGUACGCUGUUUGA
Messenger RNA from Lachancea nothofagi CBS 11611, 444 nucleotides. The record is from the annotation of a GenBank genome assembly. NCBI's taxonomy places the organism in Eukaryota, Fungi, Ascomycota, Saccharomycetes, Saccharomycetales, Saccharomycetaceae.